AAGUUUAUUUUUACAUUUAAGAUGAAUGAAGAACGUAACGGAAAGCAAGAAGUUGCGUACAACAAUCCAGUACCCGGAAUGCUAGCAGUGUCGAGAAUGUCACAGAAUCCGUUUGCUAUCAAGACGACGACAACUCCGACACGGAGCCUUGCAGACAGCACAGAUUACAAAGAAUCAAGGCCUCUCGUGGCACCUUCGACAUUGAAUUUUGUAUCAGAAUCGUCUUGCACUGUUUCAUCUUCGGCAUCAAAAUUAUUACUUCGUCCAUCUGCCCUUGCAGCACAGGCUGAAAAGUUAAAAAUUGUUAAUUCUCAAAAAACAGGUUGUAAGCAAGAAGACAAAGAAAAUACAUUAGUAGAAAAUCUUUCAGUAGGAUCAAAAGAAGUAAAUUCGACAAGCAAUGAAAGUAAUGGCAAAGUACCCAGAUCUGAAAUCAUGGGAUCGGUGUGGAUGUCGGAAAGUUCUUCGAAUUUAUUUGUAUCGAGUACCUCAAAAACCGUUCUGUGCGGCAGUGACGAUUUUGCUGCGGCCAAGGCAGACGAGAGGACAGGAUUUAUAUUUGGACAAAAUUUACACGAAAGAGUAUUGCUCUGCUCAAAGAAAGAUCCAGAUAUAACGCCUAACAUUCCGUCUUUCCCUUUCAAUUUUUUUAAGCAGAAUUAUGAUGAUGCUCCAUCUCAAUCUCCCUCACCAGCAAAUACAAAUCUGUCUUUUCAAGAAGCAGCUACCCAGCAGGAUGAUGAUGAUAAAGGAGGUAAAUUUGCCAAAAGUCUUUCUGAGUCCGCAGAAGAAUAUCAGUCGAGACAAGUGAAAAGGAAAUUUGAUGAAGUUACUGUUAUCACAGGCGAAGAAGACGAGUCUAAUGUAUUACAGAUAAAUUGUAAAUUAUUUGCAUUCAACAAAUUGGCGAGCACAUGGCAAGAACGAGGUCGAGGAAUACUUAGACUGAAUGAUAGAGAAGUAGAUGGAACUUUACACUCUAGAGUUGUGAUGCGAACUCAAGGCAGUUUGAGGGUGGUUCUCAAUACUAAAGUAUGGUCGGCAAUGUCUGUGGAAAAAUCUAGUCCCAAGACCGUUCGUCUCUCUGCAAUGGACACCGAUGGAGUUAAAGUAUUUCUUAUCAUGGCACAUCCUAAAGAUACAGAACAGUUAUUUAAUGCUUUGGAUUGGAGAGUCACAAUUUUGAAAUCUCAAGAAGACAUGGGAAAGAAAAAUUCCGGUCUGGCGGUCAUAGAGGAAGCAACCAGCUCCACUCCUCUCGAAGAGUUAUGUCGACAGGAAGACAAUGGCGACUCAAGAAAGAGAGUCUGCCUUUCCUCUUCUAAUGAGGGAGGAGCUGACAGCAGCUCAGAGAUAUCAUUUUCCAGAGGAUCAGAAUCCGACGUCGACAAUCCGGCAGACUCCACAGACACAAGUGUGGGCUCGGUUGGAGUGAGUGACAGAAGCAAUCCCGACAGCAGAAACAACAAAUCAAAUAGUUAAAAAUAAGUAUUGCCAAGUUUUAAAACAAUUCAGACUGCUGCAAGAAAAAAAAAUAAAUAAAAUGAUGUGUUUAAGACUGUGAAGAAAUUCCUUUUUUUUGAGGAAUUAUAUAUUAACUUACAUUAGCGAUCGCCUUUCCCCUUCUUUUUUUAUUUCCCCCCUUUCUCGCAACACUAGAAUCAGUUGGAAUUCAGUGCAUAUUGCCAUACGAUACGUUUCUACGUUAUUCAUCGUGUCAUGUGAGUGUGAUUGAAGUGUGACCUCAGCUCUCCGUUUUUAUUUCGAAUCGUUCUCUUGUGAAUACAAGAUUAAUUUAGUCGCUGUGGAUAACUCAACACGAUACCUCACAUGUAAUUAACAUAAAUAAAACAUCAUGUUGGUGUUUACGUGACCAUGGUCACGGUAAAAUAAGCAUUUUAAUGCUCUCUUUACUGAACUGAUGUUUGGAAAAAGCUGUGUACAGUAAAUGUUAAGUUUUGUUUUAUUAUUAUUAUUAUUAUUUUAUUAUUUUUUUUUUUUCUUUUAAUCAGUACGACCAUGUCGUGACAAAUCUUGUCACGUUCACUCUGUAAUCUUUCUCCCCAUUUAAAAAAAAAUCAUCAUAAUAUUUGAAACAAUGUUAAAUAAAUUACCAUGUAUAUUAAA
Centruroides sculpturatus (bark scorpion) is the source of this 2127-nucleotide messenger RNA. RefSeq names its product ran-binding protein 3-like. NCBI's taxonomy places the organism in Eukaryota, Metazoa, Arthropoda, Arachnida, Scorpiones, Buthidae. The coding region runs from base 22 to 1482 and encodes 486 amino acids. Gene Ontology annotation, biological process: protein export from nucleus. The transcript has 11 exons. The record is from RefSeq and is a predicted model, not a curated record. Gene Ontology annotation, cellular component: cytoplasm; nuclear pore. Gene Ontology annotation, molecular function: GTPase activator activity.